This is a messenger RNA of Trichomonas vaginalis G3, 543 nucleotides long. RefSeq lists its product as uncharacterized. Lineage: Eukaryota; Parabasalia; Trichomonadida; Trichomonadidae. The record is from RefSeq and is a predicted model, not a curated record. The transcript has a single exon. Bases 1 to 543 code for a protein of 180 amino acids.
AUGCAAGCCGAACCGAAUCAGCAGGAACAGAUCGCAAUUCUCCAGAAGGCAAUGGAAACCCACAAGAGGGUCGAGCAGUUACAGGAAGAGAAUGACAAUCUCAGAAGGCAAAUUCAGGACAAACAAGAAGUUUUCGAACGUCUUUCACAACUCGCUUUAUCAUCUGCAUCACUUUUAGGAUCUGUCGAUAGCUCAUCCCCAGUUACAGAGAUGUCUUCCGUCAAAUGCCUUUCUAAACUCGAAGAAUCAUCAGCAGUUUCAGCAGAAGACGAGAAGCCAGAGGAAGAUCCUGUUAAGCUUAUUGUUGGCAAAUACCUUAAUCAUUUACUUGCUAAACUUGUCGAAUUCUCUGAGAAGAACCAAGAACAGAUUGAUAUUUUCGCACUUCAGGAAAUUGAAGAGGAAAUGGCUCAACUUUACCAAUUCGGUGAAGAAAAGCAGAUUAUCCCACCAACAAAGCCAACAGAGGGAUGGAAGAAGAACGUUGCUGUUCAUCAGGCCCUCUUCGAAAAGCUUCAGUCAUUGAUCAACCAGAAACAGUAA